ACUAAACAAAAGUGCGCGUGCAACUUACUUCCUUUCGUACUAUAGUGCUCGGGCUAACGCUUGUACACGUUGGUCAAUCUUUCACGUUUGUGUGUGGUUUCGCAUCCGUCCCUCUAUAUCUAUGUAGCGGUAUCUUUGUUCUGUAAAGGGAAAGCCAAAGAGAAAUUGCGGCGUUAACUCAGUGCUUUGUCAGCUAGUAACUAGCCAGCGUCAUUAGGGUUGUGACGCCCUCGUUGCCUGGCAGAUCCGGCGCUGGCUCCCCGAGCCCCCGCCGACCAGAGCGGCCUUGUUCGUCUGGGGGUGCAUCGCAUCUGGUACCCCGGCGGCCAGGUGCCUAUCGAGGUCAAGCUCAAGCCGAGGGAUGACUCGCGGUCGUACGUGGUGGUGAUCGCGAAGACGGUACCGGACUUGAAUAACAUGACAAAGGGAGGCGCAGGGGACGCGCGUCCAGGAGGCCGACCGGAGCCCGUCGGUGGUCGUGGUGCUGUGGCGGUACCGCGAACCCAAUCCAUGUACACGUACCGCGUGCCAGCCCCGUACCUGCCCACAGAGCCGCGUCACCUGUUCGUCACGGUCCUCAUGCUGUCGCCCGGACCUGGCGUCGACCUGCGUGUCUACCGGCGUUACAAGCUGAUCGCCGUCAUCGGAGACUGCCGCUUCCUGGAGGAAGAGGAGUACGACAAGUCACAAAAUUGCAAGAGUGCCAUGGUGGCGGGUCGCACCGAGGUGUUGUGCGUGUGCAAGGAGGACGUGAGUACGACCAGGCAGCGUCCGGCACCGCCUGUGCCGGCGUUCACCACGCCCACGACACCGAAGCUGCAGCUGCGCGAGAAGUUCAAGCCGCGCAAGACGUUAGAGAGAAGGCUCUUCCAGCUGCCAACCCUGACGCCCAUCAGCAACUGUACGCUGGCCCAGAGGACCUACUUCCACCGGCUGCUCCAGAGGGAAUAUCCACUGGACAACAUAACCGGUGAGCACUUGACGUCACAUAGGCAGCACGGAGGCGGUUAUAACGUCUUCGUUUCAACGUUGGCCUCAGGCACUGCAUGCCUGUUCAGAUUUAUUGCGUACAAAAUAUAUGAUCUAUGCCAGACUCGAUGAUGUAAGAGAGAAGCGAUUUAGGGUGAGGAUCGUAAAACCCAUGCUCUAAUGCCGUCCGGUUCAUUGGGCAAUACGUGUGGUCCAGGAGCAUAUGUCUUGUUCGGACGCGUCUGUCGCGCCGGAGCAUUCCAUACGCGCGGCACAUUUUUCGUUGUUCAGCGGAAAAUACAGUACAAACCUGAGGAAACUACAGCACCAGAAGUUGCACCGCGAGCCUUCUCCGUUUCUUCGUAUACGCUUGUGCGCAGUGGUUACAUAUAUUUGACAUGAGAUCACACAAAAAGAGAAAGAGCAAAUACAUUUG
Molecule: messenger RNA, 1405 nt
Organism: Dermacentor andersoni
Lineage: Eukaryota; Metazoa; Arthropoda; Arachnida; Ixodida; Ixodidae
Source: RefSeq, a predicted model, not a curated record